AUGAACGUUCUAAUGCUGCGUCGAUCAGCUAUGGCGAUGGCUGCAAAGCCGUAUCUACAUCGUAGUAUACCCAUGGCUAUGGUUUAUAACACACGCGGGUUUGCAAAUGUUCCUGCACCUGGUAAACCCGAUCCAAAACCCACGUGGGGAGAGGUGAUUGAGAAAAUGUCGGACACUUUCUUCCUCUCGGAUGUAUUUCGUGCGCUUUGGUUAUCGUGGGAAGUUCAUAUGGAACGUAAAGUUACAAUCAAUUAUCCAUAUGAGAAGGGAAUGUUGAGUCCACGUUUCCGUGGUGAGCAUGCGCUACGUCGUUAUUCGAGUGGCGAAGAACGAUGCAUUGCAUGCAAGUUGUGUGAAGCGAUUUGUCCGGCGCAAGCGAUCACCAUUGAAGCAGAGACACGUGCGGAUGGUGCACGUCGUACAACACGCUAUGAUAUUGACAUGACCAAGUGCAUUUAUUGUGGGUUUUGCCAGGAAGCAUGUCCAGUAGACGCUAUUGUUGAAGGUCCAAAUUUUGAAUUUGCCACGGAAACUCACGAAGAGCUAUUGUACGACAAGGCAAAACUGUUAGCGAAUGGUGACAAGUGGGAGUUUGAAAUUGCCAAGAACCUCUCAGUUGAGCAGCUCUACCGUUAA
This is a messenger RNA of Peronospora belbahrii, 636 nucleotides long. Lineage: Eukaryota; Oomycota; Peronosporomycetes; Peronosporales; Peronosporaceae. The record is from the annotation of a GenBank genome assembly.